Notechis scutatus (mainland tiger snake) is the source of this 1198-nucleotide messenger RNA. The record is from RefSeq and is a predicted model, not a curated record. Lineage: Eukaryota; Metazoa; Chordata; Lepidosauria; Squamata; Elapidae.
GCAGCCUCGCUGGAAGGGGGCCGGGGUGGGGUCCUCCUGUCUCCAAGGCGCCCUUGAGUGGGUCACAAGGCGGAGCUCCCAGGCUCGGUGGGCGAGCGAUUCGAAGGAAAGUCAGCACGCCGUCCGUGAGAGGUCGUAGGGGAAGAAGAAGAAGGAAAAAAAAAAAGAAGACGACGGACGUCUCUGUCCUCCAAUCGGAGGGCGGGGAUGGCUAAGCGCUGGCCAAUAGGCACCGAGCUCGGGGCGCGGGGCGCGGCCUAGCCAGCGCAGCCCGCUUUCUGAGGGCUUCUUUCUCCUCAAGCGAGGCGGGGAAAGCCGGGAGGAGGAGGAGAAGGCGCCGCCCCGCCCCGUCUUCUGCCCCCUCUCUCUCUCCCCAACCUCCGCUCGGGCCGCGCCACCGGCUGGAGGGUUCGCGGGGAGAGGCUUCGUCAGGGCAUCGACUGGUCAGCGAGGCGUGGCAGGAAUGUUCCACCCACUUCAGUGGAGGCCUCCCUCCAGCUUUUAUUCCCUCUACGCAAACUCAUCCCGUUUCAUCAGCUAUGAAGGGAAGCCACGGAACGUGUGGUGGUGGAAUGAGGACUUCCUGAAGGGCAAGUACCAGUGGCUGCUUACGUGGCUUCGGAAAGGCUCCGAGCAAGACCCGGGGCAGAAGAGCCUCCUCUCCCUGCUGGCCAAUCAGUGCAGCUACGUGACCAGCCAGAGAAUCAGGCGUGCUCAGCAAAUCACUCAGCUGUACAGUAACAUUUACUCCGAGAGGGCGCGCAAGAGCCUCUUCUCUUCCUUGUGGCGCCGGUUCCGGGGUCAUCAUGCCAACGCCUGCAAGCUGAUGGCAGCCCUCACUGGAGUGUUCCUGUGGGAAGAGGAGAGGAUCAAAGAAGAGGAGCUGAAGAGGUAGGUGGUCUUCUCCCCUUCCUUCUCUGGCUCACCGUGUGUGUGUGUGUGUGUGUGUGUUGCUGGUGGACGGGGCUCUCCCUGUGUUGGUAACAGGGCACAUCGUAACCCAAUUUCCUUUUAAUUCCUCGGUGACCAGGGCAGGAUUAUCACUGGGAGGGAAGAGAUUUUCUGUUAGCUCUCGUACAUCCAGCAGGUGCCUUGAGUCAGGUUUCUCUUGGGUGCCAUAAUUACCAGUCAAGCUGGCCGUUGCUGUAGAGCGGGAGUGUCCAGCCUUGGCGGCUUGAAUAGGGUAGGGAUAGAAUAG